Molecule: messenger RNA, 2274 nt
Organism: Pipistrellus nathusii (Nathusius's pipistrelle)
Lineage: Eukaryota; Metazoa; Chordata; Mammalia; Chiroptera; Vespertilionidae
Source: the annotation of a GenBank genome assembly
AUGUCCCUGUUCUUCCCUCGAUGCAACUCCGUUGUCACCGUCAAGAAGGAUAAGAGACACAUGGCGGAGGUGAAUGCUUCUCCCCUCAAGCACUUUGUCACCGCCAAGAAGAAGAUCAAUGGCAUCUUUGAGCAGCUGGGGGCCUACAUCCAAGAGAGCGCCACCUUCCUGGAAGACACCCACAGGAAUGCAGAGCUGGACCCCGUUACGACAGAAGAGCAGGUUCUGGACGUCAAAGGCUACCUGUCCAAAGUGCGGGGCAUCAGCGAGGUGCUGGCCCGGAGGCACAUGAAAGUGGCUUUCUUUGGCCGGACGAGCAACGGGAAGAGCACCGUGAUCAAUGCCAUGCUCUGGGACAAAGUUCUGCCCUCCGGGAUCGGCCACACCACCAACUGCUUCCUGCGGGUGGAGGGCACAGAUGGCCACGAGGCCUUCCUCCUCACGGAGGGCUCGGAGGAGAAGAGGAGCAUCAAGACGGUGAACCAGCUGGCGCAUGCCCUCCACCAGGAUGAGCAGCUGCAUGCUGGCAGCCUGGUGAGUGUGAUGUGGCCCAACUCCAAGUGCCCGCUGCUGAAGGAUGACCUCGUGCUGAUGGACAGCCCUGGCAUCGAUGUCACCACAGAGCUGGACAGCUGGAUUGACAAGUUUUGCCUGGACGCUGAUGUGUUUGUGCUGGUGGCCAACUCGGAGUCUACCCUGAUGCAGACGGAAAAGCAAUUCUUCCACAAGGUGAGCGAGCGCCUGUCCCGCCCCAACAUCUUCAUUCUGAACAACCGCUGGGAUGCGUCUGCCUCAGAGCCCGAGUACAUGGAGGAGGUGCGGCGGCAGCACAUGGAGCGCUGCACCAGCUUCCUGGUGGAUGAGCUGGGCGUGGUGGAUCGGGGCCAGGCCGGAGACCGCAUCUUCUUCGUGUCUGCCAAGGAGGCGCUCAACGCCAGGAUCCAGAAGGCCCAGGGCAUGCCCGAAGGAGGGGGCGCUCUUGCAGAAGGCUUUCAAGUGAGGAUGCUCGAGUUUCAGAAUUUUGAGAGGAGGUUUGAGGAGUGCAUCUCCCAGUCCGCAGUGAAGACCAAAUUUGAGCAGCACACGGUCCGGGCCAAGCAGAUUGCGGAGGCAGUUCGCCUCAUCAUGGACUCUCUGCACAUCGCGGCUCAGGAGCAGCGGGUUUACUGCCUGGAAAUGCGCGAGGAGCGGCAGGAGCGGCUGACGUUUAUUGACAAACAGUUGGAGCUCUUGGCACAGGACUACAAACUGCGGAUCAAGCAGAUCACGGAGGAAGUCGAAAGGCAGGUGUCGACGGCGAUGGCCGAGGAGAUCAGGCGCCUCUCCGUGCUGGUGGACGAGUACCAGAUGGAUUUCCACCCUUCUCCCGUCGUCCUCAAGGUUUAUAAGAAUGAGCUGCACCGCCACAUAGAGGAGGGCCUGGGCCGAAACAUGUCGGACCGCUGCUCCACGGCCAUCACGGGCUCCCUGCAGACCAUGCAGCAGGAGAUGAUCGACGGCCUGAAGCCCCUCCUCCCUGCGUCCGUGCGGAGUCAGAUGGACAUGCUGGUCCCUCGGCAGUGCUUCUCCCUCAGCUACGACCUCAACUGUGACAAGCUGUGUGCUGACUUUCAGGAGGACAUCGAGUUCCAUUUCUCUCUCGGGUGGACCAUGCUGGUGAACAGGUUCCUGGGCCCCAAGAACAGCCGCCGGGCCUUGAUGGGCUACAAUGACCAGGUUCAGCGUCCCAUCCCUCUGACGCCAGCCAACCCCAGCAUGCCCCCCCUGCCUCAGGGCUCCCUCGCCCAAGAAGAACUCAUGGUUUCCAUGGUCACCGGCCUGGCCUCCCUGACGUCCAGGACCUCCAUGGGCAUCCUGGUUGUUGGAGGAGUGGUGUGGAAGGCGGUGGGCUGGCGGCUCAUCGCCCUGUCUUUCGGACUCUACGGCCUCCUCUAUGUCUACGAGCGUCUGACCUGGACCACCAAGGCCAAGGAGAGGGCCUUCAAGCGCCAGUUCGUGGAGUAUGCCAGCGAGAAGCUGCAGCUCAUCAUCAGCUACACCGGCUCCAACUGCAGCCACCAAGUCCAGCAGGAACUGUCUGGGACGUUUGCUCAUUUGUGCCAGCAAGUGGAUGUCACCCGGGAGAACCUAGAGCAGGAGAUUGCUGCCAUGAACCAGAAAAUCGAGGUUCUGGUUUCACUUCAGAGCAAAGCCAAGCUGCUCAGGAAUAAAGGUGGCUGGAUGGACAGUGAACUCAACAUGUUCAUGCACCAGUACCUGCAGCCCAGCAGAUAG